Epinephelus moara (kelp grouper) is the source of this 3646-nucleotide messenger RNA. It is a transcript of the gene pip4p1a, whose product is annotated as phosphatidylinositol-4,5-bisphosphate 4-phosphatase 1a. Gene Ontology annotation, biological process: phosphatidylinositol dephosphorylation. Lineage: Eukaryota; Metazoa; Chordata; Actinopteri; Perciformes; Serranidae. Bases 92 to 904 code for a protein of 270 amino acids. Gene Ontology annotation, cellular component: late endosome membrane; phagocytic vesicle membrane; lysosomal membrane. Gene Ontology annotation, molecular function: phosphatidylinositol-4,5-bisphosphate 4-phosphatase activity. The record is from RefSeq and is a predicted model, not a curated record. The transcript is spliced from 7 exons.
GUGACGCCUGCAUUUCCGACACAACAAUACAACACCGUAUUGGUCUGCAUUCACGCUCCCACUUCCCCCCUCCCCACGUCUGGCUCUCGGUAUGGCGGACGGCGAGAGGUCCCCGUUACUAUCAGAUCUGGGAGAUGGUGCUCUUGGCAGCGGUAACGGCGGGGUGUCUCCCGGUGCAGCGCCUUACGGUGUGCCCAACAAACCACAGAGCUUCCCUCCGUUCCCUAGUCCCACUCAGCCCUCAGUGCUCCUAGGGGAGGACCCCCCGCCCUACUCUCCUCUCACCUCCCCGGAGAGCGGCAGCGCACCUGUUAUCAGCUGCAGGGUGUGUCAGAGCCUGAUCUCUGUGGAGGGAAAGAUUCACCAGCAUGUGGUGAAGUGCGGGGUUUGCAAUGAAGCUACGCCCAUUAAGAAUGCCCCAGCAGGGAAGAAGUACGUUCGCUGCCCGUGCAACUGUCUGCUCAUCUGCAAAGUCACCUCCCAGAGGAUCGCCUGUCCCCGGCCAUAUUGUAAGAGGAUAAUUAAUCUGGGUCCAGUUCAUCCUGGUCCAGCCAGUCCUGACCCCCAGCCAGCUGGGGCCCGGGUCUCCUGUGGCCACUGCAGCAACACCUUCCUGUGGACAGAGUUCACAGACCGGACACUGGCCAGGUGCCCACACUGCAGGAAAGUCUCCUCCAUUGGUCAGAGGUAUCCCCGGAGGCGAAGCUUGUGGUGUUUUCUACUCUGCUUGCUAUUCAGCAUCUCCACCGCCGGGCUGAUGGCUGGAACGUGGGUGAAGGCUCAGACCUACCAGGGGAUCUACGCCUCGUGGGCCGUGCUGCUGCUCCUGGUUCUCGUCACCUUGGCUCGGGCCUUCUACUGGGCCUGCAUGAGGGUCAGCCAGCCUCUCCAGAACUUCACAUAGAGCCCACCUCCAACUCUGCCGCUCCCUCUUCCCAACCCCACCAAGGCAGGAUGAAAGGUGGCUUUAAAGAAAAGAAAGAAAAACACACAAAAAAAACGAAUAUUUAUUUCAAUCCAACUCCAGAAAGAGAAAGUUCUCCUCCUCCUGUCCCCUCCCCUUUAGUCAAAUGUGUUUCUAAAACUGGAUGGCGGUGGCUGCGACUGCUAUAUAUCUAUCGGUAAUUAUGAUGACGCGUAUAGCCUAAUGUACUGUUUAUCUGUUCUAAUAUCGUGGCCAGUGUGGGGUUCAUUUUAACAUUAUAACAGUUACAAUAUUUUCUUCUUCUCUUUGCCCCUGCGCUGUUUAUAAAUUUUGGCUUCAGUCUGUGGCACAUCGGUUGCAGCCUUGCAACUUCUAAGACGAGAGCUUGAAGCUAAGUCUUACAUGUGAAUAUUGACCCUGUUUUUUGUUUAGGGGGACGCUCCCUCUUCAGUUCUAAUUUGACAUUAUGUUUAGUACUUGAGCAUUUAACAUUUUUUUAAACCGAGAAGCAAAUUAUUUUGUCAAAGCGGCGAUGAAGUCAGACGAAGCUAACAAAUCGAUGCCAGUAGAAGACGAGUGGCUGGAGGGACAUAAGCCUCCUUUUGUGAAUCAAAAGAUCAAGUAGGUGUUGAAAUGUGUCUGAAAAAUUGAAUUCAGCAGUACGUGAAGGUAGGCUAUGAUGUUUUUGAACUCAGUGUUUCUGCUGAAUUUUCCCCUGGGACUGACUUUGAUCCAAAGCAGCUUGAAAGCCUUAAAAGGAGGUGUGGUAGAAGGAUUCAACACACACACACACAUACACAUACAUUCACAGCCACAUAAAUGCAUACCGGCACACAACAAAAGGAGGAUGCUCUUUUAGAGUUGCAGCGGCACACAAACCAGUUUGUCAAAGGCAUGAGCCUCUCUCUUCAAAGACAGACCUGCAAACAGAUUUUCUCCAUAUUGUUGUCCUUAUUUCGGUGAAGGAAAAAGUGACAUGCGUGCCACUUUGCAUGAAAGUUGGAUAUUUUGUUCUGGCCCUGUAACCACAUCGGUCAUCAGCAACAGCUUUACUUUUUAAAAAGUUUUUAUCUUGUUAUUUAUUUUCCUGUUAUCCCUAAUUGACAACUUCUCCAGUUUACAUAUCAUAAACAGCUCCCAUUUUCAAGAGACAGAUUUACUUUAUUACACGCAUCUAUAUGGCUUCCUCUGGGUUUAAUUUUGUUCUGCUUGGCUUUCCAAAACAGACCAAAAUAUGAAACAAAACGCAAAGACAUGUCAGUUGUUACAACAUUGAUGUCUGCCUCUUUUCACCUGCAAAACCCUGUAGGUAUAAUAUCUGUUUUGGAAUUGCUUUCUGUUGUUGGUUGUAAGCUUUCAUGCUUACAAAGGGCACUAUAUAUUUGUCUUAGGAGAGGACUAGGAGCUGAAUUUUAAGGGCCUGUCUGUCUGUUUUGCUAGCUGAUCUGUGAAAGCAAAAAAAAAAAGAAAUGGUGAGCUUGAAAAAUACAGUACUUGAAGCUUUCAUAGCUCCUGAUUCCAACCCUCAAAUUUUAGGGAUGUAUAGCUGAAUGCAUCAGAGUUAAAAUGACAGCACCAAUUUUCUUGUGUUUUAUUGCAUCUGGGACCAUUCAUGUUGAAAAAUGUCCAGUGUUUGUCAUUGAAGAUGGAGGCUGCUCCUGAGCUUUGUUAUUGGUUGGUUCCAGGUUGAGCGUCCACCUUAAGGCCAGUGGAAUAUCUCUUCCUGCCACACAAAGCCUAAUGCCAGUCAGAAUAGGUCAGUAAUAUAAACACACACUACACUAUACAUUCUCACUCAGUGUAAGUCCCAUAAUGACUUCUCUGUCUGUGGUUCUGAAUGUGGUAACAUAUCUUUUGUUAUGAAUUCUGUAUUGUUUUUUUUUUUGUUCUGAUUGUAAAUAUAUUUGUUGUUUCAUGUACAAUGGAAGUGACUAAGCGAAUUAUGUUGCACUCCGAGCUUAACACUACUGCUGUGAAUCGCUGCGGACGUUUUAUUUCUUGUUUUUAAGAAGGUUAUUUUUGCAACUCUUCACCUGUUACAUAUUUAACGAUUUGAUGAACUACUAACCUUACAAGCCUCUGGACGCCCAGCCGCGUCCGAAUCUUUAUCCACCGACACAUCGACAUACUCGCACCAACAAAACAUUCUGACUGCAUCACAUUACAUUUCUAUCUCUCUCUCACACACAAACACACACAUACACACCCAGCACCUUAUACAGUAGUGAGAAACACUGCAUACACCAAGUAAGACGAGAAAAAGUUACCCUGCUGGACUGAACUGAGGUCGCAAACAGUUCGUAUGGAAGUGUCAUGUUAUUUAUUACACACCCUGCAAAAAAAAAAUGCCACAAAUAAGUCAUUUAUCAAGUCCUGAGAUCUUAUUUAUGGUGGAAAAAGUCUGUUAUCCGGUGAGAUUAUUUCACUUUCCUCAAGACCAAGGACUUCUGUUUUUUCUUUUUUGAAAUCAAUACAAUGAUCUGCCAGUUUCAAGUUAUGGUCAGUGCAUUACUUUUUAAGACUGUGAUGGGGGGAAAGAACAAGAUUGAAGGACAGAACUGAGAUGACUUGUUUGAGAAGACCUUUUUUUUUUUUGCGGUGGAGUGAUCAUGUUUUAUCCAUGACUGCAAAAUAAAUCAAUCAUGUUAAUGCCAAUAAUCAAGAACCUGGCUGAUGCUCUUUUCAGAGUUUGUUUACACACAAAUAAAGACAUGAUGAUGU